This is a messenger RNA of Lynx canadensis (Canada lynx), 1928 nucleotides long. RefSeq names its product peroxisomal succinyl-coenzyme A thioesterase-like. The transcript has 3 exons. The coding region runs from base 589 to 1854 and encodes 421 amino acids. The record is from RefSeq and is a predicted model, not a curated record. Gene Ontology annotation, biological process: fatty acid metabolic process; acyl-CoA metabolic process. Gene Ontology annotation, molecular function: fatty acyl-CoA hydrolase activity. Gene Ontology annotation, cellular component: peroxisome. Lineage: Eukaryota; Metazoa; Chordata; Mammalia; Carnivora; Felidae.
AACUGUUUCUAACUCAUCUGGAACCUGUUUCUUUGUUCUGUUCCCAGGUGAUGCUAAAACGAUGUGAUCGGUUAUGAAAACUCUGUACCCCGACUGUUCGGGGCCGCACUCUUAUCAAGAGUGUUGGUCCCGAUCGGUCGGCCUUGCCUCUCAUUGUAAUAAACUUUGUUGUGACUGUCACUGGUGCCCGUAGCAUUCUGUUUCAGGAGUCGUGUGGAUGCAAUAAUUAGGACUGUUUCUCCACUGAUCAUCUGAAUUAUAAUCGCCUGGGAUGCUUUAUAAAACUCCAGGUUCUCCCAACUACUAGUAUCUUUCCCAAUCUCAGCGGUCUUGGUACGUCUAUUUCCACACUCACUGCGCUGGAUUGCAUAAUAAUGAACUCUUAUUUUGGCAGAUACUUCCUUCCAAUUAGACACUAGUGGAUUUUCACAAACUCUAGCUGACUUCAUACAGCGGCUUAGCGUGUCCAAGCGUCCAAUCUGAAUACCGCAAAGUUUCCAAUUGCAAUUGCUUCCCCUGGAGGUGGAGGGACUCCCGGCCGGACACGUGACUCUGGGGAGACGGCCUCGCUGUUCCGCAAUAAUCAGGAUGGCGGCUACGGUGACGCUGGAGCCCGCGGGCCGCUGCGCGUGGGACGAGCCCGUGCGCAUCACCGUGCGUGGCCUCUCCCCGGGACAGCCUGUCACGCUGCGCACGUCCCUGCGCGACGAGAAGGGCGCGCUCUUCCGGGCCCGCGCGCUGUACCAAGCGGACGCCGGCGGCCUCCUGGACCUGGCGCGCGCGCCCGCGCUGGGCGGCAGCUUCACGGGGCUCGAGCCCAUGGGGCUGCUCUGGGCCUUGGAGCCCGAGAAGCCUUUUUGGCGGUUUGUGAAGCGGGACGUGCAGACGCCCUUCGCGGUGGAGCUGGAGGUGCUCGAGGGCCACGAGCCCGACGCCGGGCGGCUCCUGGGCCGGGCGGUGCUGGAGCGCGACUUCCUGCGGCCGGGGAUGCUGCGGGCGCCGGUGCGCGCGGGCCGGGUGCGCGGCACGCUCUUCCUGCCGCCUGGACCUGGACCUUUCCCAGGGAUCAUUGACAUCUUUGGAAUUGGAGGGGGCCUGUUGGAAUACAGAGCCAGCCUUCUGGCUGGUCAUGGCUUUGCCACGUUGGCGCUAGCUUAUUAUAAUUUUGAAGAUCUUCCCGAGGAAUUGGAUAGCAUAGACCUGACCUACUUUGAAGAAGCCGUGUGCUACAUGCUUCAACACUCCCAGGUAAAGGGCCCAGGCAUUGGGCUUCUGGGCAUUUCUUUAGGGGCUGAUAUUUGUCUCUCCAUGGCCUCAUUUUUAAAGAACAUCUCAGCCACAGUUUCCAUCAAUGGAUCUGGGUUAAGUGGAAACAAACCUAUAUACUACAAGCAGACUUGCAUGCCUUCAUUGGGCUAUGAUCUGAGGAGAAUCAAGGUCACUUUCUCAGGCCUCCUGGACAUUGUGGAUAUACGGAAUGAUACUGUAGGAGGCUAUGAGAACCCCAGCAUGAUUCCAAUUGAGAAGGCCCAAGGGCCCAUCCUCUUCAUCGUGGGUCAGGAUGACCAUAACUGGAGGAGUGAGUUAUAUGCCCAAAUAGCCUCUGAACGGUUACAGGCCCAUGGAAAGGAAAAACUUAAGAUCAUCUCUUAUCCUGGGACUGGGCAUUACAUUGAGCCUCCUUACUUCCCCCUGUGCCCAGCUUCUGUGCAUAAAUUACUGAACAAACCUGUGCUCUGGGGUGGGGAGCCCAGGGCUCAUUCUAAGGCCCAGGAAGAUGCUUGGAAACAAAUUCUAACCUUUUUCUGCAAACAUCUUGGAGGUCCCCAGAAUAUAGCUUCUCCCAAAUUGUAAUGUGUUGGGUCUGUUGUCUACACGAGAAAUUCAAGGUCAGAUUCUGGUGUUUAAUAAUCAUAUGCGAAUUGGUU